This is a messenger RNA of Prunus armeniaca (apricot), 1230 nucleotides long. Lineage: Eukaryota; Viridiplantae; Streptophyta; Magnoliopsida; Rosales; Rosaceae. The record is from the annotation of a GenBank genome assembly.
AUGGCUUCUUCUUCACUGGGUUCUUUCAAUCUCUCAAGUAGGAGCAAAAGAGAAGGAGAUGAAGCAGAAGACAAAGGGAAGAUGGGGUAUUUGACAAUGGAAGAUUUUAAAGGCAUGAAUUUUGAUUCUUUGUGUCCUUAUGAUCAAUUGACAUUGGUUGCCACUGUUCUUGUUGAAAAAACUGAGCAAGAGAAGAAGCAAUUGAAGAAUGAGGAGCACCAGAUACAGAGCAGACCCUCCUCAUCACCACAAGUUUCUUCUUCUUCUCCAAAUGCAUCACCCCAUUUUCAUCCCUUGGUCCCUGGCUUGGUUCAAGGCAAAUAUGUCAAUUGGGUGCAGCAGGGAUACCCUAAGAAACCAAGGUCUGCUGCUUCUAAUAUUGGGCAAAAGUCAACAAUGAAGACCAUCCCUCCUGCUACUGCUGCUGCUGCUACUACUCAUGAUGAUCAUAUUCAGGGGCAUAGAAGGAGUAAUAAUUAUGGGUUGAAAAGAAAAUCCAAUGAUGAUCAUGAUGAUAGAGAUAAAGAUUGGGCUGCUCCCAAGAAGAAGAAGGUGUACAUCAAGAACAACAAGGGUGCUACUCUUCACCAUCGUCCUGAUUUGCCUGAAGAUUUCAAGAAAAUGAUCAUAGGCCAGAUGAAUGGCACAGAGCUGAGAUGUCUCAUACAAAAGGAAUUGUUCAGAAGUGAUGUAAAAGGCAGUCUAAACAGGUUUUCAUUGCCUCCAAACCAAGUCUUAUGCAACGAUUUCCUCACACCUAGUGAGAUCGAAGCUCUUAAAGAGAGGAAAGAGAAGAAAAAUCACGAUCAGGGUUCCUUAAAAGGUCCAUCGCCUGCCCUCAAAGUUCCAUUUAUAGAUCCGAGUCUUAAGCUUGAAGAUAAAGAAGGGAUAAACUUGACUAUGUGGACGCUGUCAAACUCAGAAACAAAAACGUAUGUGUUGAGAACUACUUGGGGUAAGGUUGUUAGGGAAAACAAGCUGGUUCCUGGUGAUGUAAUCCAAGUUUGGUCUUUCCGAGCUAACAACAAUCAGCUUCACUUGGCUAUUAUUGUGGUAAAAAGAGCUGGGAAAAUUGGUACCAACCAAAGUGAAGGGAGUUCUAGUAAGAGUGACAAUGUUGUUGAUAUUGGCGAUGAAUGCGGUGGCCAAGGAAGUAGAGGAGUGGAGGGUAGCAGUGAAGUUAUGGACAGGAGCACACCAGAUUCAUUUGUCAAAGAAGCAGGAAGAUGA